AUGUUGCUUAAUGAACUCAUGCUUAUGAACGGAGAUGAUCCCGAUCCACCCGAUGAUGAUGGCAAUGAUCCUUGGACUGAUAUAGAAGACUUUGAUCGGGAUGGUGCCAUUCGACGAUUUGUUCAAAAACAUCGAGGAUUUCGUUAUGCAAGAAAACGUGAAACUCUUCGAAAGCAAUGGGAAGCCCUCGAAAACCAGAUCACCGCUGUCUAUCUUGAAAACAAAGUCACUAUGUUGAACUGGACCACAGAAACAUCAUACCUUGAUGUUAUAAGCCCGGACUGCCAGUGUGCCGCAGGUUUGUUUCAUAUUCGCAAGAUGGACUUAAUUGACAUUCUCGGACGAUCAAACUCUGUCCCGGUCCCUUUCUGUCCCUGCUUACCCGAACCCAUUCAGCUCAUAUAUCGAGGUUAUUUAGCCGCUUCACCCACGCAACCUCGCACCGCCUUUUCAAUUCCAUUAUUACAGCAACAUCACGACUUGUGGCUCACCUCGGUUACUGCGAGGUCAAGCUAUAUUGAAGGCCACCUCAACUUCCUCGACAAGCGGUCCUCUAGACCUCUUCUAGCUAAAGGAGGACAUGGCAAUAGGCGCAAUCUUGCACAACCAUUCACCAGCGCUACUCAUCUUUACACCCGGAUCACGGCUGUACUACCCGCUUAG
Melampsora larici-populina 98AG31 is the source of this 663-nucleotide messenger RNA. RefSeq lists its product as uncharacterized. The transcript is spliced from 3 exons. The record is from RefSeq and is a predicted model, not a curated record. The coding region runs from base 1 to 663 and encodes 220 amino acids. NCBI's taxonomy places the organism in Eukaryota, Fungi, Basidiomycota, Pucciniomycetes, Pucciniales, Melampsoraceae.